Messenger RNA from Pichia kudriavzevii, 1101 nucleotides. RefSeq lists its product as uncharacterized. NCBI's taxonomy places the organism in Eukaryota, Fungi, Ascomycota, Pichiomycetes, Pichiales, Pichiaceae. The record is from RefSeq and is a predicted model, not a curated record. The transcript has a single exon. Gene Ontology annotation, biological process: translation. Bases 1 to 1101 code for a protein of 366 amino acids. Gene Ontology annotation, molecular function: structural constituent of ribosome. Gene Ontology annotation, cellular component: mitochondrial large ribosomal subunit; ribosome.
AUGUUGGCGUUUAUCAAUGACGGUGUCCGCGUUGUGCGUAGCCAGGUGUCUCAGCUGAUGCAGGUGAGACAUGCGACCAAGAAGGUUGUUUCGUCCAAGACACACAUGCAAGAUUCUCCAGGUAAGAGGCUAGGUGCUAAGAAAUAUGAGAAUUCCGAGGUGAAGACCGGUCAGAUCUUGUACAGACAGAGAGGUACCAAGUGGUAUCCGGGCUUUAACGUUGGCAUUGGUAAGGACCACACGUUGUUUGCCUUGGAGCCAGGGUUUGUUAAGUACUAUCUCGACCCGUUCCAUCCCAAGAGGAAGUUUAUUGGUGUUGCGCUCAACAGAGAGGACAAGUUACCGUACCCUCAUUUCGAGCCGACCCCUAGAAGACUGGGCAGGGCACUCUUGCCCGAGAGGGAUGCCUCCAAGGAGGCGGAGUACUUGCCAAGAAAGGUACAAUUGUUAAAGCCGGAAGUUGAGCAGAAAUUGCGGGAAAGAGAGGAGAAGAGAAACACCAAGCUCAGUACAUUCAUGGAGAAGCUUGCUGAAUUUGAAGCGCUUAAGGAGUUGUCAAAGGAAAAUCUCCAAAUUGCAGCCCAAAGACUGCUUAAGAUUGAUGGCUAUUUACGUGGUGGUAAGUCUCUCAAAGAUUCAAGAUUCAAUGCCACCUUUUACUUUGCCUACGAUACGAAACUAGCUGUCAAAAGAGGCGAGCUUGCCCAGGAUGAAGCUGAUGCUCAGAUUGACACUUACAAGAAGAUUGCAUUGCUUGUUGACAAGACUGUUAUGUUUGAUGCCAAAUACCAACUUGUCAAGAACCUCACUGAGGAAGAACUGGAGUCUCUCAAGGCAACUUCUCUAGCUGAACUUGACCAGUUAAUCCCAGACAGAAAUAAGCCUGUCUCCAAGAAGGACCACAAACAGGCACUGGAGAUUAUUGGUCGUCCAUGCUUCAGCUUGAAGAUGCAAAGUGGCCUUGAAAAACACUACUUGAAGCCACUCAUUCCAAUUGUCGGUGAUGUCAAUCCAAAGGAUAAGCACGUUGUUGCUAUCCCAACCAUGAAUGUCGAAACAAGGAAAAUCGAAACUGUUUACAUGAGAAAGAACUUUGUUUAA